CUCGUGUAGUACUCGUCACAUGUGUUUUGAAAGCGCGACCUGCACAGUACAUUCCAGUGUCCAUUGAAUUAAUAUUACUUACGUUUGAAUAAUUAUGUCGUGUCUGGACGACGAAGCGUCGGACUGUGCGGAUCACUCGCACUCACGAUUGGAAAGCUAUGUUUUCAGUUGUCAGCUGUCCUCUGAAGUUCCAUUUUACACAUUUCAGGCAGAUGAAGAUGAUGGUGUGGAACAUUUUCUCGAGCUGAGAACGAUAUGUCUGGGUGAUGGUGCCAAAGAGGAGAAUAACGUGGUGGAGGUGACUGCUAUGAAUCACCAAGGAAAGAAAAUAUCAGUGCCUCUAGCAAAUCUUCACAUUUCCUGUUUGCCCAUGAUAAGCCUAGGGGAGUUUGAGUUGAUUGCUCCUGUCACACUACGCCUGAAAUCUGGAUCUGGACCCGUGACUGUCAGUGGGCUACAUUUAGUUGCCACAGAGAAUGAAGAGUCUGAAAUGUCAGAUGAGGAGGAGGAGGAUGAUGAUGAUGAGGAGGAUGAAAGCGAAGAGGAAAUGCCCUCUGUCAAACCAGCAAAGAAAAAGCAGAAGCUUUAAACUCAUAGUUACUCAAUUUGUACGUUUUAUACAAUUUUAGAUUUAAUGUUCUUCUAUGACAUUGUUGGAGGGUGGCCAUGUUGUCCGUUUAUGUUCUUUCAGACGUUAAUUAGCUAGUAAAGGGUCAAAGCCUCCAUGAACAUUUGACUUUACCGACAUCUCGUGUUAAAAACAUUUAACAGUAAAACGUAUUGAUUUCAGCUGUGAAAGCUGUCAUUUCAGUCUACAUCUGCAUUUGGGGAAAGCACCAGCAUUGUUCUCAACUGUUUUUCCUUAUAAUGCACAGUGUGUAACUUUUCUACUUAAUUUUUUAGGCAAUCCUUGUCUGUUUUUGAAGGACUGACCAAAUCAGGGUUUUUGAUGGAGUGUUUGUUGAGAUCAGUUGUAAAGGAGUCCCGUGGUUGCCAUUUUUACAGUUUUAAUGACGGAUUCUGUAAAUAAAAUGUUGUUUUGGUAGAA
Messenger RNA from Triplophysa dalaica, 1048 nucleotides. RefSeq names its product nucleophosmin/nucleoplasmin, 3 (gene npm3). Gene Ontology annotation, cellular component: nucleoplasm; cytoplasm; nucleolus. The transcript has 5 exons. Gene Ontology annotation, biological process: chromatin remodeling. The record is from RefSeq and is a predicted model, not a curated record. Gene Ontology annotation, molecular function: histone binding; RNA binding; chromatin binding. NCBI's taxonomy places the organism in Eukaryota, Metazoa, Chordata, Actinopteri, Cypriniformes, Nemacheilidae. Bases 95 to 589 code for a protein of 164 amino acids.